AUGGUUGAUAAUAUUCAAUUCGAUUCAUCAGAAACAGUAGAUUCUACUGAAUUAUCAACAAACAUUGAAGAUACAUCAAAAUGGAAACCCUAUUGGAAUGAACAUUAUAAACGUUAUUACUGGUCAGAUGGAAAUGAAUCAGUUUGGGAAACUCCAAAAGGUUGUGUUGAACCAUCACCACCUACAUCAGAGCCAUCUUCAAAUACUACACAACAAUUACAGUCAUAUACAACUAGUGACUAUGCUGUAUCUAUGGCAUAUGUUAAUACUCCAAAUGAUCUUCGUUAUCAACCAUAUAUUAUUCCACCUGUUAUACCAAGUACAAUAAAUACUGGUAAAAGACUUGUUGGACAAGAUACACGUGAUCUACGUCAAUUAUAUCAUUAUUUUGAUUAUAAUGCAUGGAAUGAAGAAUUAAAUCGAACAAAUGGUAAUCAAAAGAAAAAAGUUAAAUUAACUAAAAAAGAACUUGAUGUUAUUAAAGCACGUCGAGCAGAAAUAAAAAGAAAACAUCGUGAUAAAUGGUUACUUGAAGAUUAA
Molecule: messenger RNA, 540 nt
Organism: Rotaria sp. Silwood1
Lineage: Eukaryota; Metazoa; Rotifera; Eurotatoria; Philodinida; Philodinidae
Source: the annotation of a GenBank genome assembly